AUGGUUCACCCGGACUACGCUGACAUGACUCCCUGGUGCGGGAGAGAAACGGCCGAUACUACUUAUGAAGAUAGAGCAGGUAAUUUCACAGCCUUGCUCAUCGACUGUGGGUACCUUGAUGCCGAGGAAUGGGCGGACGAACGCCCCAAGUAUUUCAUUGAGGUCAAGGCGACGACAGGGCCUUUGGAUCAACCUUUCUUCAUGAGCAAGCAUCAGUAUUAG
This is a messenger RNA of Penicillium odoratum, 222 nucleotides long. RefSeq lists its product as uncharacterized. Bases 1 to 222 code for a protein of 73 amino acids. The record is from RefSeq and is a predicted model, not a curated record. The transcript has a single exon. NCBI's taxonomy places the organism in Eukaryota, Fungi, Ascomycota, Eurotiomycetes, Eurotiales, Aspergillaceae.